GUGACGGCGGUUCUUGCUUGCUUGGAGCCCUUCCGUGCCAGCUUCGCUCGGGGAAAGGACCGCAGGAGGUGCAAGGCAGGGAAAAUGGGAUGGCGUGAGACCAGAGGGGCAUGGACGCUGGCCCUCUUACUGGUCUUGCUCCUCAACCUUCUGGCAGAGCCCUUGCACUCCACUAAGGAGGGCAUCUCUCUAGAAACUGUGAUCUCGGCCGCUGUAGUAGAGUUGCUGAAAGCAGAGGAAGACAUGAAGAAGGUUGAACAUCAUAAUCAGACGCAUCCCAAGGAAGUAGAAUUUGGACCAUGCACAGUUACAUGUGGCAUUGGCAUGCGAGAAGUUAUAUUAACCAACGGAUGUCCUGUAAAUGAAAAAAAGUGUAUUGUGCGUAUUGAAGAGUGCAAAGGGCCACCAGAUUGUGGUUGGGGCAAGCCUCUUGCUGAAACUCUUGAAAGCGUGAAGAUGCCUUGUAUUUUUGUCAGAGAAUCGAAUCGAUUUCAGUAUACUUGGAAAAUGUUAAUUCCAGACCAGCAAUCACUCAUUAUUCCUAACGAUUCAGCUGUUCUGGAAGUGCACAGGGAUACUCACCCAGUUGCUUUCGAGUGUGAUACGACGGAAGAUGAAGAGUUGAUUGCAUCUGUAAAAUAUACAGUAUAUUCAACCGAUGAAUUGGAAACGAGGCGGUCUCGAAAGCCAAGCGCAAAUGCAGUACUGGUGUUUGUCCUUGUAACUGGAAUUAUUAUUUGCGUUGGUGUGCUCUUCGCAAUAAUCUUCGUACUUUUUAAUUGGGCUGCUGUAAAGGUUUUCUGGCAAACCAGAGUUUGGAAGAGCCGAGAAUCGAUGAGCUCAAGUCUUGUGAGAAGUUCCUCCGGGUUGACCCCGACGGUAGAUUUGUCUCAGAUUUCACAGCUAGAAAGCAGCUCCCACAGACAGGCGUCUUACCACGAAUGGAACGAGCCCCUCAGAGAAGGAGGAGAAGGAGGAGGAACAGAAGAAGAAAGAGGAAAUAAUUAGAAGAGAUUACUUUGAGAGAGAGAUUAUUUUA
Messenger RNA from Pogona vitticeps (central bearded dragon), 1039 nucleotides. Its product is annotated as sperm acrosome membrane-associated protein 1. Gene Ontology annotation, biological process: acrosome assembly. Gene Ontology annotation, cellular component: acrosomal membrane. The record is from RefSeq and is a predicted model, not a curated record. NCBI's taxonomy places the organism in Eukaryota, Metazoa, Chordata, Lepidosauria, Squamata, Agamidae.